AUGUCUACUGCACCGUCGCAUAAAACAGCGCUCUGCUUGAUCCCACCUGAAAAUCUUUGGGAGCAAAUUCAAUCGAUUCGUUCGGUUCACGAUAAAGCCUAUCUACGUUGGAUGCCACAUAUUAACUUAUGUUAUCCAUUUGCACCUGAAUCCGAAUUUAAUAAUAUAAAAGUUCGAUUAGAAACAAUUCUUAAUGCAAGACCAUCAUUCGAAAUUGAAUUCGAUAAUAAAUCAAUUGAUUAUUUUAAACAGAAAGGUAACGAAUGUACGUUUCAUCUACGACCAAAAGUAAAUAAACAUGUCAUUGAACUUCAACAAAUCAUUGAAAACUUGUUACCAAAUAAUCUCCGAAGUAAACGUUCAUUUGAAGCUCAUCUUACACUUGGUCAAGCAACAACAUCAAGAAUAUCAGAUAUUAUGGUUGAAAUGAAAGCUAAUUGGAAACCAAUUAAAUUUAUAAUUGAUCGUGUUUGUAUGAUUAGUCGAGAAAAUGAUCCCAAUGAUUUAUUUUCCAUUAAAAAUGAAGUUCUCUUAGUUGGUGCCAACGAGCAACAUGAUGAUGAGCAACAACUUAUGUCGAUCGGAGCACCUGAGACGCUUGUAGAAACCCGUUCAAUGUCAACUUCAAAAAGUCGCUUAUGUAUAAUUCCACCGGAUGAAUUUUCCACUCGUCUUUUACAUUUAUUUGAAGACACAUCAUUUCGUCCGAUGAAACCUUUUCAAAUUGUUCUUGCUGAAUAUGAUAGGGCUCCAAAAGAGUCUGAUCUACAUUCGCGCAUCAAUUCAAUAUCAAAAUUUACCGUUGAUUUUGGUGCACGUUCAAUUUGUUUCAACUAUUCAACAUCACGUCUCUUUCUUAAGCCGAACGAUAUCGAGUCGAUUCAACGGUUGAAUUUAAACAAUUCUCAUGAUUUCGAUGGAACUCUAACAUUAGGAGACUUGGAUAAACAGGAUUUGACUGAAGUCGGAAAUCGGUUUACACAAAAUUGGACAAAGGCAACCAAUGAAUUUGAAGUUGAUCGAGUACAUGUGAUGGAUUCCAACGGACGUUUUCAAUAUACUGUUCCAUUGAAAAGUCAAUGUUUUUCAUAA
Rotaria socialis is the source of this 1092-nucleotide messenger RNA. The record is from the annotation of a GenBank genome assembly. NCBI's taxonomy places the organism in Eukaryota, Metazoa, Rotifera, Eurotatoria, Philodinida, Philodinidae.